This is a messenger RNA of Racocetra fulgida, 852 nucleotides long. The record is from the annotation of a GenBank genome assembly. NCBI's taxonomy places the organism in Eukaryota, Fungi, Glomeromycota, Glomeromycetes, Diversisporales, Gigasporaceae.
AUGAUUCCAUAUAAAGGCUUUGACCGUCGUAGAUGUUGGAGGAAACAAAUGGCAUUGAGGGCAGAAGCUGCUGAUGAUGAUGAUGCAGAUCUUGAAGAACAAGCAACCACAAUGGCUAAGCGAUUACAAUGGCAAAUUGAUGGUGAAAUUGGUGAAUUGGAAGCCGAAAUACAUAAAAAAAUGACAGAGUUCCAGGGUCUAACAUUUGCGCAAUGGUUCGACUUUUCCAUAAGGAAAUAUUUUUUACGUCAAGUUAAAUCAAUGGAUAAUAUCAGUGCUUCUGGAGACAAAAAAGCAAAUGCUCCGGAAAAACCUAACGAUGCUUUAUUAGCUCUUUACGGCCAUAUAUUAGCAAGUGCCAGGAGUUAUAUUGGUGCUAUUGUAGCGAGGUUCAAAAUUAAUGAUAUUAAUUACAAUUUAUCAGGUUAUUACGCACGUGCUUAUGCUGAAAACCCAAAAGACCCCGUAAUUAGUUUAUCUAUCGGACUUGCAUACUUGCAUCGGGCGAUGCAGAGACAAACCGAUAAUAGACAUCUGCAGAUUAUGCAGGGCUUUACAUUCUUGUAUAAUUAUUAUGAAUUGAAAGCUCGUAAUCAAGAAGCAGAAUAUAAUCUUGGAAGAGCAUUUCAUCAAUUAGCAGUGCCUCAUUAUAAAAAAGCUCUUGAAUUGCCAUCUUUACAAAAAGUUCUUAGAGAACAGGAAAAGGGGAAUAAUAAUAUAAGCGAAAUUAUUGAUGAAGAUGAUCCAACAGACUUGAAAAAAGAAGCUGCAUACAAUUUAUCUCUUAUUUGCAUUGAAAGCGGCUCCGUUGGAUUAGCUGCUAAUCUUCUGAAAAAGUACUGUACUAUAUGA